CACAUCGAUCAUGUUUAUCAUCUAUAUUUGUGUCUUUCUCACCUCAGCCAUUAUAGAUUCCAAUGGGCUAGCCCUGGCCCAGAAGUUGGAACCAAUUGGUGGGAAAGGGGGCAAGAUGUGGGACGAUGGAACCGAUCAGGACUAUGUAACCAAGGUUUAUAUACGAGGUGGUCGUGAAGGAAUUCACUCCAUCAAAUUCGAUUAUGUCAAGGAUGGACAAUCCAUAGAGGGAGCACUCCAUGGUGUUUCGGGUGAUGGUUUUACACAUACGUUAGAGAUUGACCAAUCCAAGUAUGAACACAUUGUACUUGUGGAUGGUUACUACGAUGUCAAAACCGGUGUGAUGCAAGCCCUUCAAUUCAAAACAAACCUGAAGACCUUUGACUUGAUUGGAUACCCAAAGGGCGCUACUAAGUUUUCACUUGGGGUCGAUGGCAAGAUUAUCAUUGGUUUUCAUGGGUUUGCUGGAAGAUUCCUAAAUUCUCUAGGAACAUAUCUAACAAAGGCUCCUCCUACUAAAUCGGAACUCGUAGGUGGUUUAUAUGGUGGCGUAUAUUGGGAUGAUGGUCCUAGUUAUGACGGUGUAAGAAAGGUGUACGUUACUUAUGUUAGCACUUUUAUAAGGAGCAUAAGCACUGACUAUGACAAAGACGGCCAAGUGGUAACAUCUUCUCAUGGGAGCAAAAAUGGAGAGACAAAGGAGUUUGUGAUCGACUAUCCACAUGAACUAUUGACAUCAGUUGAGGGUACCUACAACAUACUCCCUGAUGAUCGCGUUUUGGUCGUUAGGUCAUUGAUCUUCAAAACAUCAAAAGGAAGAACUUCUCCAACGUAUGGAUUUGUGUCUGGUACCCAGUUUGUAUUGGAGAAGGAAGGUAAUGCUAUUGUCGGGUUUCAUGGACGUGAUGGUGAUGCCUUCGAUGCUAUCGGAGUUUAUUUCUCACCGAUCAGUACUUCGUAAUUCAGAACUAAUAAAAAUGAAUGAUUAGGGUUCCACGGAAAAACUAGCUAGUCACGAGUUUGAACGGUUUGAACAUGGUGCUUUAGUGCUUUCUUGUAUCUACCUACUUUAUUAUACCUGUUUAAUUAUGUGUCAAUUAUUGCCUAUAUAUUUGGUGUUCUGUUUCCAUCCUUGCAAAUCUCAUAUAAUGUAAAAAGGUUUACGUAAAACCUAUUUCAAUAUUAUCA
Raphanus sativus (radish) is the source of this 1188-nucleotide messenger RNA. RefSeq names its product jacalin-related lectin 10-like. Lineage: Eukaryota; Viridiplantae; Streptophyta; Magnoliopsida; Brassicales; Brassicaceae. Gene Ontology annotation, molecular function: carbohydrate binding. The transcript is spliced from 4 exons. The record is from RefSeq and is a predicted model, not a curated record. The coding region runs from base 11 to 961 and encodes 316 amino acids.